Messenger RNA from Schistosoma mattheei, 336 nucleotides. The record is from the annotation of a GenBank genome assembly. NCBI's taxonomy places the organism in Eukaryota, Metazoa, Platyhelminthes, Trematoda, Strigeidida, Schistosomatidae.
CAAGCAUUGUCUUGUUCUCGUGAUAUGUGGAUAGUAAGACUACAUUUGGAAUGGGUCAUAAAAAAUAAUCAAAAGGAUCCUCAGGAUUUAUUGGAUGCACUUUCAUCUGUGGCAAUGUAUCCUAUCGGCCAGACACUUCUAUGGGAACAUAUUCGUGAAGCGUGGAGAUUUAUAAUGAAUGAAGAGAAAAACGCAACUCGCCCAACUGUUAAAGCCGCUUCAUCUGAUGAUCUCAAUGACAUUUGCAAGUAUCACCAAACCGCAAACUUUGGGCGUAAUAAUGAGUGUGUACUAACUGUAAUCCUAAAAUACUAUCCAAACGUCAUUAUACACUAA